Messenger RNA from Ceraceosorus bombacis, 389 nucleotides. The record is from the annotation of a GenBank genome assembly. Lineage: Eukaryota; Fungi; Basidiomycota; Exobasidiomycetes; Ceraceosorales; Ceraceosoraceae.
AUGGCCGCCUUUUUGUCUCAUGCUCCGCCUCGAUCGCGACCCAGCCUCGACGACGUGAUUCUUGAAUCACGAUCGCUGUGGUUUGAUCGGUCUCACUUCGCAAAGAUGGUGCGCGCACACUCGGCUGCACGAUGACCGCGCCAACGCUAAGAUUCUCGUUGAAUCUAAGAGUCAGAGGUCAAUCACGCAUGUCGAUGAGUCUUGAAGAGGAUCUCAAACAACAAAUCGAAGGGCGCGUCGGAGCUAUAGCACCCCUUUGAAGUCAUCAGUCGAAUAUGUGGGCCUUUUUGAGAGACCGGAGAAAGCUUGAAAGGCAACAGAAUGACUUCAUCGUCGCGAUACUGGGCGAUGAGCGAGCUUCGGACUUUGGUGUCAGAGAUGCACGUUAG